CUGAUCUGCCGCUGAUUGGCUGAGUGUUGCCGGCCGCCCUCUGUCUGCCGCCAUCUUCACUGCGGGGCUGAGGCGCGGAGAGCGGAGCGAAAAUGGUGGCGUAUUGGAGGCAGGCGGGGCUCAGUUACAUUCGCUAUUCUCAGAUUUGUGCACGAGCAGUGCGGGCUGCUCUGAAACCCCAGUACCAAGCAGAGGCUAAGAAAGUAGGAGAUGUAAAUGUAAGAAUCAACAAGCCAAAAGAGUAAUGUGAUCUGAGGAGCCUAUAAAGACUUGAAAGUUUAAAGAUGAGAACUCUGGCAACCUAGCAUCCUUAUUGUUGGAACGUUGAAUGCAUUGGAGACUCUGCAAAACUGACCAAAUGCUGAUUCAAAAUACAGAUAUUAUUUAAACACUU
Messenger RNA from Pristis pectinata (smalltooth sawfish), 394 nucleotides. It is a transcript of the gene atp5f1e, whose product is annotated as ATP synthase F1 subunit epsilon. Gene Ontology annotation, molecular function: proton-transporting ATP synthase activity, rotational mechanism. Lineage: Eukaryota; Metazoa; Chordata; Chondrichthyes; Rhinopristiformes; Pristidae. Gene Ontology annotation, biological process: proton motive force-driven mitochondrial ATP synthesis. The record is from RefSeq and is a predicted model, not a curated record. Bases 93 to 245 code for a protein of 50 amino acids. The transcript is spliced from 3 exons. Gene Ontology annotation, cellular component: mitochondrial inner membrane.